Messenger RNA from Cordyceps fumosorosea ARSEF 2679, 2499 nucleotides. RefSeq lists its product as hypothetical. The transcript has 4 exons. NCBI's taxonomy places the organism in Eukaryota, Fungi, Ascomycota, Sordariomycetes, Hypocreales, Cordycipitaceae. Bases 1 to 2499 code for a protein of 832 amino acids. The record is from RefSeq and is a predicted model, not a curated record.
AUGCCAACGGCUAGCCAGCGCAUCGAGGAGGAGCGUCGAGCCAAGUUUUGCGGAACAGCAAGCAUUCGGCUGGACGCAAUCCGAUAUAACACUUCCUUUCCAAAACGAAUUGGGGUUCAAGAGUCUACAAGCGUUGCGUCUCUGAAAAUUUUAUUUCGCGAAGAGCUCGAAUCGUGCCAGGCCGGUGGCAGAUACCGAGCCAAGGUCCUUAUCCGUCACGAAGACUUAGAAAAAGCCCUUGAUCGCUCGGAGAUUUCCAUCGCUAGUCUUAUAGCGAGCUCAUUUCCACAUCCGAAACUCGAAAUUCCUUCUACAACCACACUUGAGUGUCUCCAAGGACAUGAUCGUUUAGCUGCGGCGGAAGAGGUGCUUGAGGGUUCCCAGAAACGCUGGGAUGUGGAUCUAUUCUUAGACGAUCUUAGUGUUGAACUGAAAAGAAAGCUUGUGGAAGAUUUCGAGUACAAGAAAGAGCCCAGUGACGGAGAGUUCUACCGUAAAAUCCGCGAAUAUCAAGGAGUCCAAGGCGAAGCGAACACUUUUUUCGAAAAGCUUUGGAGGGGCAGACUCGCAGUUUCGCCCCUUCGGAAGAACUUCGAAGAACUUGAUAACCACAGAGGAUAUACCAAAGCCUUCAAUACUUUGCUGCAAAUUCCAGCACUAUUUGAUGGUAUGCGACUCUCAGUGGUCAAUUCCAUGAUAUCUAUGAGAUGUGAACAAUGGUGGCAUGAGAUUUGUAAGGGGGAUUCGAAUCUCAUGCGACAAAUUGACAAAAGCACUGUGAAGAGUCUUCAGGGCAAAGCACCGGGCGCAUCUCAUGUCGAUCGAGAUGAGUUAUCGAGCUUAUUUAGGAGUGGAAAACUUUUCACCGAAAUUCCCGAGGAAUACCGCGAAGCACUAUGGUCGAGAGUAUGUGACUACUCGACUCAAUGCCUGAUCCCAUCCUUGUUCACUUUUUUUGAGGAUCGCAAGUUCCUGGAAAAUGUUGCGUGCGGCUUGAGGAACAUCGUGGGUGUUGAAUCUAAAGAUAGUAUUUCACGUCGUCUGACAGACAUGUUUACCGACAUUGGGCAAGUCCAGGAUAGGUGUGUUGUCCAAGUAUCCGAUGUACGCUUUGGCAGUAUCGCCGGUAACCGCGACACCCGUCUCAGAUUGGGCAUGCAACAACUUUGGUUAGCGGCGUUUCGCGAAUACGAGAAUCUGCCUGCUAAAUUGCAGCGAAAAAAUGUCCUGGCCAAGGCACGGCCUAGGGUUGAUGUCGGUGCUUUACAUGGCCUCGCUUCUAUAGCUUUGCGUCUUGGGUUUGAGUCCGACCAAAUCCACGAAAUUUUGUCGCAUUCAGCUGAUUGGGUUAUUGCCAGCGAAGCUCUUCUUGCUGCUCGAAAGCCUGGUUCGUUUGAAUACGACAACCUGGACCAGCUCGCAACACAAAUUGUUGGCAUAUUUGCGAAAGCUCGCCCAGUCGCUUCGGAGACAAAACGUACGCAAUCAUACACCAACCGGUCUAAAAACCCCGCGAGACAUGGACUACCGGAUGCAGCCGACCAUACGCAUGACAAGCUCCAGCUCUUUUUACCGAAAAUCAGCAGCGACAUUGAUGAUAACCGGAACCAUGUCACUUCGCUCUUCGUCCGAAUGUCAGUGUACCGAGCAUAUUUUGGAGAGUCAACAUUGUCUCCAGCUGUAAGCCAGGAGAUUCUCAUUUCGAGUGUGGCCACACAAGAGAAUGAUGGUGGUAAUAACAAUGCGCCUGAGGCUGAAAGCGGGUUAGAUCACGAGAUUCAGAUGAUGGAAGAAGCAAUCACGCUACAGCAACUAAAGUUGGAUACGGCAAUUGAAAUGGAGAAACUUACGGAACUCAAACAGCAGGUAUCUCAUGAGCAAGCUGCACUAGCGAGGCUUCAAAAGUGUUCCAAGGCGGAACGAAAUAGUUGCUCUUCGAGACUGGCAUUCGACGACAUCGUGGCCGAAAAGUAUGACGAGUUUAUGGCAGACGAAGAGAGAGUUCAAGAGAAAAGCCCUGCCUAUGAUGGAUCAGUCAUUUCUCUACAAGAGCAAGCGGAAGAGCUCACUGUUGCUUCUUCUGCAGUGCCGAUUCACCUACAGACUGCAGCUACACCAAUGGCGCAAAGGCGACGAGGAAACAGUCACUUCAAUUUCAGAGGACUGAAAGUUCCAGAUGAAGAGCGGUUAGAGAAAGUUAUGCAUUCCGCGAAAGGAGCAUCUCAUUCUCCACCAACGUGUAUCAUUUUCAAGUCUGUCAUUGACUCGAAUGGCAACUUGAAGGAAUCGAACCGAGUCCAUAUUAAUGCGGAUGCACCCUCGCGAGUUAAGCAACUUGCAGCAGAGUACAUGCGGCAAAAAUGCUCUUUGUUUGAUAUAUAUGGCCGUAAUCUGGCAUCACCAGUGGUUAAGCAAGCAUCCCAGCUUGGUAUCAAGGUACGGGACAUCAUGGAGGGCCAAGGACACAAAAGGGCAAGACUAGCAGAAAUAUCCGACUGA